CUAGAAACUGUACUCCCGAUAAUACGGAAUGCGUACCGACGGAGGUUCUUAUGGACGGGUUUAACGAAAACGGCACGCCCGUUGCACACACUCCCGAAGAGCCCACCUCGCCGGAUGAAUACCGAAAAGAUCUUAGUCCACCCACUGAAGCCAUCCGACUCCGGAGGAACGUAGACGGCAACGAAGUGAAUCUGCAAAUACCAAUGGAAAAGUUGGCCACGUUCCACGGGUACGUCACCACCACCGAAUUUCCCCACCAUAAUCAGAGAUAUCAGCGAAUCAGAUAUUUGGAGUACCGAGGACAGUCACCCGAGGAUGGUGGUGGUGGUAGUGGGGGUGGUUUUGAACAACCCCUAAUCAAGUACGAACAUCAUCAGCAACAGCAGCAACAAAAUAAAAUGGAUCCAAAUUCCAGUUACGUGACUUUGGAAUCGGUUACGGAUGCUUAUCAACAGCAACAGCAACGGCAACAGCAACAGCAACAGCAACAGCAGCAGCAGCAGCAACAACAACAGCAGCAGCAACAACAACAACAACAGCAGCAGCAGCAGCAGCAGCAGCAGCAACAGCAGAAUUACCAGCAACAAAACUCGUAUCAGACGUACCAAACGUACGAAACCGAACAACCAGUGGCCGACAUAUUCAACAUAUAUGGCAAAGAGAGCCACACCGGUGGUGGAGAUUACGGUGUAAAAGCUGGUCACCAGAAGGGUGGUUACGUUCAACAGACCCUGUUGCAGCAACAACAACAGCAGCAGCCUGAGUAUCAAGACGACGUCAGCGGUGGUGGUGGUGGCGGUGGAGGUGGUGGUGAAGUACAACCGGACUUCUGGGGACCGCAUGAGCAACAAGUGGCUGACUUUACAACGGCGGCAAACGAGACUUUGGCAGCGGCCAAUGCGCUGCAAAUUCAGGAAGUAGGACUAGGACCGCCGGACGGAAGCAUUCAGGUGACUCAGCAAUAUGCCAUUUUCCAGACCAGUAACCCCGGACCGUCUUGGAUMGACGAACACUACGAUCAAAACGGCAUACUGAACGUGGACAUGAAGGAAUGUGUGAAUUGCGCGGCCAACGYGACGCCCUUGUGGCGUAGGGACGGCACGGGCCACCAUCUGUGCAACGCGUGCGGCUUGUACAACAGAAUCAACGGAGUGAAUCGGCCGCCGGUCAGGUCUGCACAGAAGAAAACCACCCAGCAAACGGGGAACAAACGUUCUGGAGUGGCCUGCGCUAACUGCUCGACAAACACGACGACUCUGUGGAGACGAAAUAACAACGGAGAACCAGUGUGUAAYGCUUGUGGUCUCUAUUUCAAAUUGCACAACGUCAAUAGGCCGUUGACGAUGAAGAAAGACGGCAUACAAACGAGAAAGAGGAAACCAAAGAACCCGUCCAUCGGUGGUUUCAGCCAAAACUCGUCAUCUAAAGAGAAAGGAGAAGUAACAACAAAACUCUUACUUCCUCACUUGUUUACUAAUUCUUCGGAUAACAAACAUCAACACGGACAUCUUAGUUACGAUCCAGUUGUGAUGACAUCACAAGAACACUUCCUGCCUCACGGUUCUCAAAUUCACAUCCCUUCAUUACCCCCACCGCCAACAAACCUUAACCGCCAUGUGCCUAAUAAUGGGCAAUCAAUGGAUCAAUUGGGAUCUAGAGAAAUUCUAACCAGUGUAAUCACUUCUACCGGAAAUCAAAAUGUAAGAGAUGAUUAAUCACCAAUCAGUAUACAAUAUAUAUUUAUAAAUUUUAAACCAAUGCAAUACUUUUGUGAACAUAUAAUUUU
Molecule: messenger RNA, 1786 nt
Organism: Diuraphis noxia (Russian wheat aphid)
Lineage: Eukaryota; Metazoa; Arthropoda; Insecta; Hemiptera; Aphididae
Biological process (GO): cell fate commitment; negative regulation of transcription by RNA polymerase II; positive regulation of transcription by RNA polymerase II
Cellular component (GO): nucleus
Molecular function (GO): zinc ion binding; DNA-binding transcription factor activity, RNA polymerase II-specific; RNA polymerase II cis-regulatory region sequence-specific DNA binding
Source: RefSeq, a predicted model, not a curated record